CGAUCAAGAUGGUUGAGCUCACCCUGUGCCUGACAACCUCUCGGACUCUCGCGGCGGUUGCUAGUGUCUUCUCUGCGUCGUGGUUCUCGAAUCGACGUAGAUUGCACGUUUUCCGUCUCACGUUCGGGUCGACAGUCGCUACGAUCUGCGACAAUGGGGACUGACUACGCGCUCGUACAUGUGAAGUACACCAUCCCACCAGCUGUGCUUCUCACCCUCCUCUACCGCCCGCUCUGGUCAAAACUCGACACCUACCGCGUUGGCUUUUUGGUAUUUAUCGCCGUUACCGCGACUAUCCCCUGGGACUCAUAUCUUAUUCGCACUGGGAUAUGGAGUUAUCCAAGCCAUGUCAUCGUCGGCCCUACGCUUUUCGAUAUCCCUCUUGAAGAGGUUUUCUUCUUCGUGAUCCAGACCUACAACACCUCGCUGUUGUACCUGCUGCUCAGCAAGCCUACAUACCAGCCGAACUACCUUCGCGCCGCAACUCCGUCUUCGCCGGCGCCUUGGAAAUACCGGAAGUGGGGUGGACAGGUGGUGAUUUCCGCGAUCAUUGCAUAUGGCUGGUAUUGUGUCAAGGCCAACGUGACUGGCACAUACACAGGCUUGAUCCUCGUCUGGGCGGGGCCGGUCUUACUGAUGCUAUGGACGCUUGCAUACCAGUUCAUUUUGGGCCUCCCUCUGUCCAACACCGCGUUACCCAUUUGGCUGCCCACGUUGUACCUCUGGAUUGUCGACACCUUGGCUCUACGGAGAGGCACCUGGGUCAUCAGUGAGGGCACAAAACACGGAAUCCACUUGUGGGAUGGACUGGAGAUUGAGGAGGCUAUCUUCUUUCUUGCGACGAACACGCUAAUUGUGUUUGGUCUGGUCGCUUUUGACAAUGCCCUUGCUAUCCUGCACACAUUCCCCUCGCUAUUUCCAGACCCUGCGCCUCAACUCCCGUCGCCGAUCGUUCUUAUGCAAGCGCUGUUUGUGUCGCCGAAGAAGUACGAUGAGGCCCGUCUUGAGGGUUUGCGAGAAGCCGUAUACCGUUUGAAGCGCAAGAGCAGGAGCUUUUACCUCGCAUCAUCGACCUUCCAAGGGCUUCUCCGCACCGAUCUGCUGCUACUGUACUCCUUCUGCCGUGUAGCCGAUGAUCUGGUAGACAACGCUGCGUCAGCCGCAGAAGCGAGGGGGUGGAUUGCGCAUCUGGAUAAAUUCUUGGACUUGGCGUACAGUGGGCCCAGGUCCAGACCUGCGCUCAUCAAGCUGGUUCACAAGGAGUUUCCAGCUGAUGCACGCUCUGCGCUUGUACAGCUGCCUACCGACAAGUUGUCACGCCAGCCACUGCAGGACCUGCUGCUUGGAUUUGAUAUGGAUCUUGCUUUCGACACUGCAUCGUCUCCGAUUCAAAAUGAGGACGAUCUCAAAUUAUACUCCGAACGAGUCGCGGGUACAGUGGCUCAGAUGUGCAUUGAGCUGAUCUUCCGCACAUACAACAGUAGUCUGAGCAAAGCAGGGCAGCAUGAGGUAGAGAAAGCAGGCAACCUGAUGGGAGUCGCGCUGCAGUACGUCAACAUCGCUCGGGAUAUCGCCGUGGACGCCAAGAUCGGCCGCGUCUAUCUUCCAACGACGUGGUUGGCUGAAGCAGGCCUGAGUCAAGAACUUGUCCUGAAAGAACCUUCCGGGCCGCGAGUUGAAAGCAUAAGAAACCGCCUCUUAGACAAUGCCUUCAAACUGUACAACGAGUCCAAGCACUCGAUCGAACAGCUGCCAUCUGAGGCCGCAGGCCCGAUAAGAGUAGCAGUUGAGAGCUACAUGGAGAUUGGAAGAACAUUGCGCAAGGAAGGAUACGUGGUGAAGGCUGGUCGCGCAACCGUGCCGAAAUGGAGAAGACUUCUUGUAGCCUGGCAGACAUUGAACCAGACGAGCAAGUCGAGAUGCGGACCCUAGUCGUCGAUCUAACACACAACCACAAGCUUAAUGAAUAGAUCGUGCGAACUAUUGAUCAG
Molecule: messenger RNA, 1991 nt
Organism: Didymella exigua CBS 183.55
Lineage: Eukaryota; Fungi; Ascomycota; Dothideomycetes; Pleosporales; Didymellaceae
Exons: 3
Coding region: 154-1932 (592 amino acids)
Biological process (GO): biosynthetic process
Molecular function (GO): geranylgeranyl diphosphate synthase activity; intramolecular lyase activity
Source: RefSeq, a predicted model, not a curated record